AUGGCCAACGCUGGUUCCCCUCAGAUUAUUGACGUCCGUCGAAGCAAAUUUGAAGAAUCCAUCCCAGAGCAGGUCACUGCUGGCCUGUCAUCCAGCCCCAAGACCCUCCCAGCUCUUCUAUUUUAUAGCACAGAAGGCAUUCGGCAUUGGAACCGUCAUUCUCAUGCGUCCGACUUUUAUCCAAGACAUGAGGAAAUCCAAAUAUUAAAGGAGCAGGCGGGGGAGAUGUCUGCAUGCAUUGCAGAUGGCAGUGUGGUCGUUGACCUUGGGAGCGCGAGCCUUGACAAGGUUAUCCAUCUCCUAGAAGCCCUCGAAGCAGCACAGAAGAAGGUCACCUACUACGCAUUGGACCUGAGCUUCUCGGAGCUCACCUCGACGCUGCAAGCCAUCUCACCGGAGAAAUUCCACUAUGUCCAGUUCGCUGCCCUUCAUGGCACCUUUGAAGACGGGUUGCACUGGCUGAAGGAGACACCAGAGAUACGGGAUCGACCGCAUUGUCUGUUGCUGUUCGGACUGACGAUCGGCAACUUCUCCCGGCCAAAUGCAGCCGCCUUCCUGCGUAACAUUGCCUCUCAGGCGCUUAUCGGUUCCCCCUCCCAGAGCUCCAUUCUUCUCACUCUAGAUAGUUGCAAAGUCCCAACCAAGGUUACACGCGCCUAUACUGCGGAGGGGGUCGUGCCCUUUGCUCUAGAGUCGUUGAAUUAUGGAAACACACUCUUUCCACAGCACGAGGGAGAGAAAGUCUUUGAUCCGCAGGACUGGUACUUUCUGAGCGAGUGGAAUUACGUCCUGGGAAGACAUGAGGCUUCGUUGAUCCCGCGAUCCCGAGACGUCAAGCUCGGUCGCCCGCUGGACAAUAUCGUCGUGGGUAAGCACGAAAAGGUGCGUUUCGGCUGCAGCUACAAGUACGACAGCGACGAGCGUAAGGAGCUUUUUGAUUCUGCGGGACUGUGCGAUGCGAGGGUCUGGUCCAAGGAGAGCUGUGAUGUGGCAUUCUACCAGUUGAAAUGUCGUCCGAAUUAA
Arthroderma uncinatum is the source of this 1023-nucleotide messenger RNA. Its product is annotated as conserved protein EasF. The transcript is spliced from 2 exons. Gene Ontology annotation, molecular function: methyltransferase activity. Bases 1 to 1023 code for a protein of 340 amino acids. Lineage: Eukaryota; Fungi; Ascomycota; Eurotiomycetes; Onygenales; Arthrodermataceae. The record is from RefSeq and is a predicted model, not a curated record.